AUGAGGUUCUGGUUGGUGCUACAACAAUUGGCACUCCUCGUACUAAUCAUUACUACUGAUGCACUUAAUAAUAACGAAACUGAUCAUGUUUCACUAUUGGCUAUGAAGUCCAAGAUCCUCGACCCUUUUGGUGGGGGAGCUUUGAGUUCAUGGAAUGAGUCUUCCCAUUUCUGCAAUUGGGAAGGUGUGCUCUGCGGUAAAAGGCACAAGAGGGUCACUCUCAUUGAUCUAACCUCUUUGGGUUUGUCGGGCACCUUGUCUCCUCAUGUAGGAAAUCUCACCUUUCUUAGACGACUAUGGCUAGACAACAAUAGCUUCCAUGGGGAAAUCCCAAAUGAAAUAGGUGGCUUGUACAGGCUGAAAGAAUUGGUGCUCCAAAGGAACAGUUUCCAGGGAAGGAUUCCGGUCAGCCUGUCGCGCUGCUCUAGCCUCGCGUAUCUAUAUUUUGGAAGCAAUAAUCUGGUGGGAACCAUCCCCGAAGAAUUUAGCUCCUUGUCGAUGCUCAAGAAGAUCAACGUAUAUGAAAACAAUUUAACUGGAGGAGUUCCAAAAUUUCUGGGCAAUAUCACUUCUCUUCAAGGAUUCUCUGCUUCAUAUAAUCUCUUUGGUGGAACUAUUCCAAAUAACUUGGGGCAGUUAAAGAACCUCGUAUUUCUUGGAUUGGCUGGUAAUCAGAUAUCUGGUAUGAUCCCUUCAUCAUUGUAUAACCUCUCCAACUUGAUUGUUUUAUCUUUACCAUUUAAUCAUCUUCACGGGAGUCUUCCACCCUACAUUGGGAACAUGUUCCCGCAUUUGGAACGGCUUGAACUCCAUGUUAACAACUUUACCGGACAACUUCCAAAUUCAAUAGGGAAUCUUACCAAAGUCGUGAAUCUAUCUUUUGCCGUAAACAAAUUCAGUGGCAAACUGACGGUUGAUUUCAGCAAACUAGUGAAUCUCCUGAUUCUUCAUUUACAUGUUGACAAUUUAGGGAGCGGGGAUUUUGAUGAAAUGAAUUUCCUCGAGUCGCUAACAAAUUGCAGCAGUUUGGAAAUGUUGAUCAUAAAUCGCAACCAGUUGAGAGGAGUGCUUCCUGAUUUGGUAGGGAAUCUAUCAUCAAAUAUGAAUUUCUUUACCCUUGAUUCAAACCAACUGCAAGGCAGGAUUCCUCCAACCAUCGGAAACCUUGUUAACUUGUCUUUUUUAAACAUGGAAGAUAACAGAUUCACUGGGCCGAUUCCAUGUACCAUAGGUAAACUUCAAAAGUUGCAGAGAUUUUCCCUCGGACGAAAUCAGCUUUCGGGUACUAUUCCGGAUUCAAUUGGAAAUCUUUCGUUGGUGAAUGAUCUCUCUUUCAGUAACAAUAACCUAGAAGGGACGAUACCUUCCAGUAUUGCAACUGCCAAAGAUUAA
Messenger RNA from Impatiens glandulifera, 1392 nucleotides. Its product is annotated as putative receptor-like protein kinase At3g47110. The coding region runs from base 1 to 1392 and encodes 463 amino acids. The record is from RefSeq and is a predicted model, not a curated record. NCBI's taxonomy places the organism in Eukaryota, Viridiplantae, Streptophyta, Magnoliopsida, Ericales, Balsaminaceae. The transcript has a single exon. Gene Ontology annotation, molecular function: protein binding.